This is a messenger RNA of Exaiptasia diaphana, 600 nucleotides long. Its product is annotated as zinc finger and BTB domain-containing protein 17. The record is from RefSeq and is a predicted model, not a curated record. Gene Ontology annotation, biological process: regulation of transcription by RNA polymerase II. The transcript has a single exon. Gene Ontology annotation, molecular function: RNA polymerase II transcription regulatory region sequence-specific DNA binding; DNA-binding transcription factor activity, RNA polymerase II-specific. NCBI's taxonomy places the organism in Eukaryota, Metazoa, Cnidaria, Anthozoa, Actiniaria, Aiptasiidae. The coding region runs from base 1 to 600 and encodes 199 amino acids. Gene Ontology annotation, cellular component: nucleus.
AUGGACARGUUUUUGGCCUCGUGUGAUACAACAGAUCCAACAACAAGUGAUGAAGCAGACUUAUGGCUACAAGGUCUUGAUUUUAGUGAAUUCAUUAMAAUUUAUAACGCAUCUGAUGAAAAAGUUCCAGAAGUACUGGAUUUCUUCUUACAAGGUAAAGGCUUGGAGUACGACACCCUUCUUCCCCAGCCUAAAGCACCAUGUUUUAUGGACGCGUCUGAUGAGACAGGUCCAGAAGCGCAGUAUUCCUACUCACAAAAUGAACCAAAUCAUCCAACAGUUGGUUUGGAACAAGAGRAAUCAAAUGCCCCAUCAAACCCGGGAAGAUUCCAUUGCAAUAUAUGUGGAAAGUCAUUCACUAGAUCUGACAACAUGAAGCGCCAUCAUGAUAAUAGUCAUACGGCACUGUUCAAGACCUUUCAAUGCUCUUAUUGUUCAGARAAUUUCAAGCUUAAAUUCAACAAGAAAAGGCACGAACGUGAAGUCCAUGAAAAACAGCUUAAAUGUAAAAAAUGUGGUAAGGAGUUUGACUGCGACAGAGCUUCUUACAUCGGACAUGUACGUGGUUCCCACAAGAACCGAGUAACAAGUACACAAUAA